This is a messenger RNA of Paramecium pentaurelia, 444 nucleotides long. The record is from the annotation of a GenBank genome assembly. Lineage: Eukaryota; Ciliophora; Oligohymenophorea; Peniculida; Parameciidae.
AUGUCAACAAAGGCAAGAAAUUUGAGUGUAGAUAACACAAACAACAAAAUCUUUUUACCAAGUAUUUUUAAUAAUGACUAUGAUCUUAAUAUCAAUAUUGAUCCUAAAUUAUAUUUGUAAAAUAUAUUCAACAAAACAACAAGGACUCAAAGAACUAAAUCAUUGUAAUUUUGUAAUCAAAUAAAAUUACCUUAAAAAAUUGAACCAAUUCAAGUUAAAUAAUAACUUGAAACAGAUAAAGAGAUUGUUUAUGCAUUUGAAGAUUAAUUUUCAUAUAAAGAUAAAUAGUAAUAUACAAAUAAACUAUAAAUCAAAUUAACAAAAAAUAAUUAAAAUAAAGAAAUUAGAUAUUAAGAAUUAGUUAAUUGUUAUUGUUAGAAAUUUACAAAAAAAAAACCACCAUUAAAUUUAAAACAUCAUAAAUUAGAUCUUGAAUUUUUGUGA